AUGGGGUUGGUAGACAGUCUGAAGGCCAAUGUAGAUGCUUCAGCUGGGGGUGCAUUCUUGAGCAAAACAUUCAUAGAGUGUAAGAUUCUUCUUGACAAGAUGGCUCAAAAUUUAGGCUGGAUGACGAGAGGUACGACACUCACACCAAUAGUGCAUUUUGUUGCUAUUGACCUAAACAAUUCAAAUGCAGAAAACAUAGCCACUCUUAUGACCCAGAUGAGCUUACUGACAACGAAAAUUGAUGAGAUGGCUAUCUAUGGCGUUGAACAAGCGCCCAUAAGGAAUAUUGCCCACAGAUACAAACAUCAAUCCAAAGGAGUAGAACCCAAAUUAGCCAAUGGCAGUGAGUCUCAGGAAUGGAAGGGAUUUAGACAGAGAGCCCAGGUUGAUAAGGGUAAGGAGAAGGAAAGUGAACAACUCUCAGAACCAGUGAUAGAAAAAGCUUCUAGUAAAGAAAAGACACAAAGAAAUGGGCAGAGGUUGACUCCUGCACCAUUCCCUCAGAGGCAAAUUAAAUUGAAUAUUCCGUUGAUGGAUAUUUUGAGGGAAAUGACAGAAUAUGCAAAAAUGAUGAAGGACCUGAUGUCUCGAAAAUUUGACUUCCAGGACCUGUCUACUGUAGCUCUAACUCAGACCUAUAAUGCGGUAGUGACAAGACCUAUUGCUCAAAAAUUGUCUGAUCCGGGUAGUUUCACUAUCCCAUACACCAUUGGGAGUUAUGCUUUUACUAAAUCAUUGUGUGACUUGGGAGCCAAUAUCAACUUAAUGCCCUUGGCAAUCUAUACAAAACUGGGCAUUGACAGAGUUAGACCAACCUCAAUGUUACUUCAACAGGCUGAUCUCACAGUCAAAAGACCGACUGGAAUUUUGGAUGAUGUGCUUGUUCAAGUGGGGAACUUUGUAUUCUCUGCAGACUUCGUUCUUCUUGACUGUCAAGUGGAUGCAGAGAUACCAAUUAUUCUAGGUAUGCCAUUUUUAGACAUUAGGAGAGCAUUGAUUAAUUGUGAGACAAAAGAGUUAAACAUGAGGUUGAAUAAUGAAGAAAUAAUAUUCAACGUUCAACAACUUAUGAGGAGACCUAGAGAAUUUGCAAAUUGCUUGCUAGUGGAGGCCAUGGAUGUAAUACUGCAAGAAGAGGAUGAGACCCUUAACAUCAGAGAUCCGUUAGAAGCCUACUUGAUGAAUUUAGAAGAGAUGGAUGGUGAAGAGCUGGUAGAGUGGGUCAUGACCCUCGAGGUGAAGGGUUCUGAAAAAGGGAACCACAGUUUGAGCCCCUACGCUUAG
Messenger RNA from Nicotiana tabacum (common tobacco), 1284 nucleotides. The record is from RefSeq and is a predicted model, not a curated record. NCBI's taxonomy places the organism in Eukaryota, Viridiplantae, Streptophyta, Magnoliopsida, Solanales, Solanaceae.